AUGUUUGUCCUGAAUUCAAAUGUAAGCUUUAUAACAAUAUCAAAGCUUGCAGUUCUCAACAAUCGUCACGCAUAUUUUUUGCUGGUGGACAACGGUUCUGUCGGUAGAUACGGUGCUGAAAUUGUACUAAGGAGAAAGCUAGAGAAAUACAUCGCUGCUCAGAAACUCCAUCCUUACACUCAUUCAUCAACUCCCGUCGUAUGUUUGGUGAUAGAAGGCGGUACGAACACGGUACGCGCAGUACUUGAAUACGUUACUGACACACCACCAGUACCAGUGGUGGUGUGUGAUGGUAGCGGGCGAGCAGCUGAUCUCAUCGCAUUUGUUCACAAGUACGCUUCAGAAACGGGUGAGCAAACAGUCUUGGAAUCUAUGCGUGAUUAUCUCAUCGGAACCAUUCAAAAGACCUUCGAAGUGGGGUUGCAACAAGCGGAGUGUCUGUACAGUGAGCUACUGCAGUGUACGAGGAAGAAAAACCUGAUCACAGUGUUCCGUAUACAAGAGCGCGCUGAAGGCGGUGAGGUGCAGGAGUUGGAUCAGGUGAUAUUGACAGCACUCUUCAGAGCUCAACACCUCUCCCCAAGUGAACAAUUGUCUCUGGCUCUCACCUGGAACAGAGUGGACAUUGCGCGUUCGGAAAUCUUUGUCUAUGGACAGGAAUGGCCACGAGGUGCCCUCGACGAAGCUAUGAUGCAGGCGUUGGAGCACGAUAGAAUAGACUUCGUAAAGCUUCUCUUGGAGAACGGAGUGUCUAUGAGAAAGUUCCUAACUAUACCUCGACUUGAGGAGCUUUACAAUACCAAGAGUGGACCCAGCAAUACACUGCGGUAUAUCUUGAGGGACGUUCGACCUCACCUUCCGAGGGGCUACAUCCACACGCUGCAUGAUAUUGGACUUGUUAUCAAUAAACUUAUGGGGGGCGCUUACAGAUGCUACUACACUCGCCGUAAGUUCCGCCCGAUUUAUGCGAAGGUGAUGAACAAGAGUGUAAACGUUCACCGAAACAGCGCUUCCUUCACCCGCCACAACGCUGGUGGGCUCUCUCUCAUCACCGGUUUCAUGCCGGUUACUACUGAAAUGGCACUCUUCGAUUAUCCAUUUAACGAGCUUUUGAUGUGGGCGGUAUUAACUAAGCGACACCAGAUGGCGCUAUUGAUGUGGACGCACGGCGAGGAAGCGUUAGCCAAGUCACUGGUGGCUUGCAAACUAUACAAAGCCAUGGCUCACGAAGCGGCUGAAGAUGAUAUGGAAACGGAGGUUUAUGAAGAACUUCGGCAUUAUGGCAAAGAGUUUGAAACUAAGGCCCUUGAAUUAUUGGACUACUGUUACCGACAAGACGACGAUCAAGCUCAGCAAUUGCUUACAUGCGAACUCCAGAACUGGUCAGGACAGACCUGCCUCAGUCUGGCAGUCGCUGCCAACCACAGAGCCCUCUUAGCGCACCCUUGCUCUCAGAUAAUACUCGCAGAUCUAUGGAUGGGGGGCCUACGAACGCGAAAGAACACCAACUUGAAGGUAAUACUGAGUCUGCUGUGCCCCCUCUACAUCCUUCAACUGGAGUUCAAGUCUAAAGAGGAGUUGCAGCUGAUGCCGCAGACGGAAGAGGAGCAUUUAGAGAACGAGAGCAUGGAGGACGAUAGGAGCACCAAGGAUCCGAAUGAUGCUGAGGCGUUGAUUGGCUCAGGGGCCGAAUGCGAGACUCGAGUAGACCAAAAUGGAAAAGUUGGCAAAAUAGGCUGGGAACUAUCUUACAGAGAGCUGCCUGAGUACCACGCGCCGGAAGACAAGAGGAUGAGACCUUUGAGACUGAGGAAGAAGAUCUACGAAUUCUUCACUGCGCCUAUCACCAAGUUCUGGGCUGAUUCGAUCGCAUACAUAUUGUUCCUACUGAUGUUUACGUAUACAGUAUUAGUCAAGAUGAACCCAACACCGUCUUGGCCCGAAAUAUAUUCUAUUUGUUAUAUUAUAACUUUCUUGUGUGAGAAAGUUAGGGAAAUUAUUACGUCCGAACCUGUUGCUAUUAGACAUAAGUUCAGCGUGUGGGCGUGGAACAUGUGGAACACGUACGACGCUGGUUUUAUAAUAUUUUUCCUGGUUGGCCUGACGCUGCGCUUACGACCCAGCUCGAUGGACGUCGGUCGGGUCAUAUAUUGCGUAGACAUUAUUUAUUGGUAUUUAAGGAUAUUGAAUAUAUUGGGUGUUAAUAAAUACUUAGGUCCUCUAGUCACGAUGAUGGGUAAAAUGGUGAAGAAUAUGAUAUAUUUCGUGGUGCUAUUACUAGUCGUAUUAAUGUCGUUUGGUGUCGCACGACAGGCCAUUUUGUAUCCAGAUAAAGAAGCUAGCUGGUAUUUAAUAAGAGAAAUUUUCUUCCAACCCUACUUCAUGUUGUAUGGCGAAGUCUUCGCACCAGACAUCGACCCUCCAUGCGGCAUGGAUGUCAGUGAUAGCAAGUGUGUCACCGGCCGUUGGAUCACUCCAAUUGCGAUGACCAUCUACCUACUCGUCGCCAAUAUCUUGCUUAUAAAUCUACUCAUUGCCGUUUUCAAUAAUAUCUUUAACGAAGUCAAUGAAGUCUCGCAUCAGGUGUGGAUGUUCCAAAGAUUUACAGUGGUUAUGGAAUACGAACAAAAGCCAGUAUUACCGCCUCCCUUAAUAAUUUUCUGUCACAUUUACGCGACUUGUAAAUGGGUAACGAGGAACGUAUCUCACAAGCGCUUUCAAUAUGACAACGGAUUGAAACUCUUCUUGGAAAAGGAAGAUAUGGAGAGGCUGUACGACUUCGAAGAAGAGUGUGUUGAAGGAUAUUUUAGAGAACAGGAAGUUAAGUUGUCUAAUUCAUUAGAGGAACGAGUGAGGAACACAACGGAUAGAGUUGAACAUAUCACGACUAAAAUGGAAGACUUAAAUCAAAAAGCUAAUUGCCAAAUACAGUCGGUUCAGAGUGUAGAAUUUAGGUUAAGAAAGCUGGAGGACGUCGCGGAACAAACUAUGAAUCAUUUAGCUGUGAUACAUCGGUUCAUGGCCACGCACCCGUCUCUGGUAAAUAGAGGGUCCACAGACACCCUGGGACCACCCCCUCCGACAUUCCAAGCUAGCGGGGCGAGACUUCGAACUGCUAGUGAUAGAUCCGAGGUGCUGUCGGACAGCGACACAGGUGUGGCGCGCUUCACCGUCCGCCCUGUCCAGGAGGAGGAUGAAGUCUCGCACCCCUCCGACGAUGAAUUACCACCGUCGGGCCCAGAACCUGUGGUCGAGAAGGAACCCGAAGCUGACUCAAUAUCUACUUCGUCUGGUGGAAGUGUAGCAGGGCCUGAGGUGACUGUUAUCAAACCAACCGUUAUCACUCCAGCACGACAGAGAUCUUCGGACAGCAAUAGAACUGAGCCCAGCGAUGAUAAGAAAGUGCCUUCAUCAACUGACGACGCCUUCCUACCGGAAGUGCGGGAAAUUCCACCGGACAACACUCUGCGCCCGCGCACCACUUCCGCUGGCACUCGGCGGACGGCUAACGCACGAAGACGAUCGGAAGGAGGUAAUGAUUGUGGUAUGGGAGGGACAUAUUCUACUCAUCAUUUGGCACCACGGAGGCAGCACAGCCAAACUCAUUCUGAACCGGAUAAUUCCGCUGUCGACGCCAGUUCCGUACAUAACUCUGUGACAGGUCGCCAAUCAGGAUGGGAGGCUACAGGUGGUGCUGCUGGGGCCCCAUCAGGUCGUUCUCGUGUCGGUGGAGCACCACGUUCUCUUCUACUGGCCAUGCAUGAGUACACCAGCAUUACUGAUGAGCUAGAAACUGUCUAUGGGUUAUUCUCACCACCACAUACGCCGAGAACACCGAUCGCCACUCGUCUCUUAUCACCCGCCCGACCAACAUCACCGUCCGUCCGUCGCCGCCACGCCAGCGAAAUGUCGAACCCAGAAUUCGCUCUAUUCAUGGAGAAGGAACACCUUCGUGGCGCAGAAGAAGACGAUUACAUAAUCAUGGAGAACCUAAUACAGCGUCGCCUAGAAAUGGAGUCUGUCCUGGGCAGAUACGAGGAGGAGGAGAAUGGGGGUGAGGGUGAGGUGAGCGGCAUUAGCAUUAGUGUAUGCGUCAACACCAGCGGUGAAGACACACAGGUGCAGCCGCCGACUACCACCAGCUCCGCACUCCUUUCUGUCCAUGAUAGACGGCUACCACAUCAGAGGCAUUCACUUCGUCGUUCGUCAGCGAUUGACAGCCGCGAGUUACCAUCACCAUUGCAACCUUUGCUCGGCGAUGACACCUGCGGAGAAGUACUGCUUCCAGUCCCAAGGCAACCGUCAGGCGACACAAACGCAUCAAGCGACCUAUCCUUAUCGCACAUGGUCAGCGAGAACCUACCACCACGGCCGUCCAUAGUCCUGGACUCUUCACAGUUACCACGACAACGGUCUGCUGAACAGCCGCAGCAGCCGCAGCCACCGGGUCCAUCUAGACCAGAGACUAUGUGUUAA
Leptosia nina is the source of this 4476-nucleotide messenger RNA. NCBI's taxonomy places the organism in Eukaryota, Metazoa, Arthropoda, Insecta, Lepidoptera, Pieridae. The record is from the annotation of a GenBank genome assembly.